Molecule: messenger RNA, 362 nt
Organism: Sinocyclocheilus rhinocerous
Lineage: Eukaryota; Metazoa; Chordata; Actinopteri; Cypriniformes; Cyprinidae
Product: serine/threonine-protein phosphatase 2A 55 kDa regulatory subunit B beta isoform-like
Exons: 3
Cellular component (GO): protein phosphatase type 2A complex
Molecular function (GO): protein phosphatase regulator activity; protein binding
Source: RefSeq, a predicted model, not a curated record
GGCGAAUAUAAUGUUUAUAGUACAUUUCAGAGUCAUGAGCCUGAGUUCGAUUACCUGAAAAGUUUGGAGAUUGAAGAGAAAAUCAAUAAGAUUCGCUGGCUGCCUCCGCAUAACCCCGCCCACUUCCUCCUCUCCACCAAUGAUAAGACCGUGAAGCUAUGGAAGGUGAGUGAGAAAGACAAGCGAGCAGAAGGCUACAAUCUGAGAGACGAGGAGGGCAGACUGAAGGACCUCUCUACAAUCACCACUCUACAGGUCCCUGUCCUGCGGCCGAUGGAUCUCCUGGUGGAGGCGUCCCCACGGCGUGUUUUUGCUAACGCACAUGCAUAUCACAUCAACUCCAUCAGUGUCAACAGUGACUG